AUGGGGAAAUCCGAGCCCACAAUCGCUAAUUCAAGUAAAAUUAGAUUCGAAGAUAGUGAUGACCAUAUAACUUCAUCUGAAGAUGAAGAUGAGCGUGAAAUAGAGAGGGAACUUGCUGAGGUGACAUUUGAGGAGCUCCAAAGAGCUAAAGCUGAUGGCUCGGAGAUGGUUUACAGGAGGCCCAAUACGGAGAAAAAAAGCAGUCGAGCAAAUAAGAACAGACCAAUGGAGAUGAGUAGCAAGAAGCCCGUCAGCAGAUUUAGAGAAGUUAUUCAAGUUCCUAAGAAGGUGGUACGGGAUCCUCGAUUUGAAUCGUUAUGUGGCACACUCGAUGUGGACGGGUUCAAGAAGAGAUAUAACUUUAUUUAUGAUGAAGCACUUCCUGCUGAGAAAGAGGAACUGAAGAAACAGAUGAAGAAAGCAAAUGAUCCAGAGGCCAUAAGUGAACUGAAGGAUCGACUGGCUCAUAUUGAUAAAGAAUUGAAAUCUGCUGUAACAAAGCGUACCGAGAAGAAUAUCUUGGCUGAGCAUAAGAAGAAAGAGAGAGAAGCUGCAAAGAAAGGGAAACAACCUUACUAUCUGAAAAAAUCCGAACUUCGGAAGCAACAGCUUAUCGAGAAAUACAAGGAACUCAAGGAGUCUGGCAAAGUCGAGUCUUUUAUCGAGAAAAAGAGAAGGAAGAACGCCGCCAAGGACCACAGAUACAUUCCAUAUCGACGCCAGACAGAGAAAGGAAGCCAGCAAUAG
This is a messenger RNA of Striga hermonthica, 747 nucleotides long. The record is from the annotation of a GenBank genome assembly. NCBI's taxonomy places the organism in Eukaryota, Viridiplantae, Streptophyta, Magnoliopsida, Lamiales, Orobanchaceae.